AUGAAAAUACCUGAUUAUCCCAAUCGAAAUCGACAACCGUAUCUUAAUCAAGAUUACUACUCAUCUUUCUCAUCCAUACCAGCCACAUCCCAAGUCAUAGAUCCUUCAACCCUUAUACUAGAAGAUUUAAUAUUAAAUUCAUUCCCAACUGCAUUCAUUCCUCCACCUACUAAAGUCUUACAUCGUCGUGCUGAUGAAACUGCAACUGAAACCUCAUCCCAAGAUUAUCCCACUGAUUCAAAAGGUUGUUUAGUAUGUCCCACCACUGUUGGUACUUGUCCUUCUUGUACCGGUAAUACCGUUUGUCAACAACGUACUCUUACAUGUCAUCAAUGUCCUGAAUUUUAUUGUGCUCCCGCUGAUAAUGGUACUUCUAAAUCAGUCCCCAUUGGAGGAAUUGUAGGUGGGGUCAUUGGAUUCAUUGUCAUUUGUGGUCUUUUGGCCGGUUAUUAUUAUUAUAAUUAUGUAUAUAGAAAAAAACAUCCUGCUUUAAUGUCUGAUGAUGAUAUGUCUUAUGAUGAAGAUGGUAAUCCUAUUGAUGAUGAUGAUCAAGCCAUGAUGAUGAAUGAUAUUCAUGAUGGUGAUCUUGAUGAUGAUGAUCAUAGUGAUUAUAAAGGUAUUGAUCCUAAUAAUGUUGGUAAUACUAGUAGUAGUGCUAAUAAUUCAAGUGCUAGUGAUUCAUUUAUAAAUGGAGGUAAUAAUACUAAUUCUACCAAUCAAAAUUUAGAAAAACCAGUGACAAGAAGAACUAAUAGUGGAGGUAUAAUAGCUAAUCCAUCAGCUGCCAAAUCAAAAGCAAGAAGAAGAUUAUCAUCUUAUGAAUCAUUUACAAAACCUCAAUAUAGAAAUAAAGCCAAUAAUGCUAAUAAUAAAGGAGGUAAUACCAAACAAAUGAAUCAAGCCUUACAAGCGGCUCAAAGAAGAGCAAGACAACGAGAAAUUGUCCUUCGUGCCAAUGAACAACAACAACAACAACAACAAAAUCAAAAUCAACAAUCAUCAUUGGAACAUAGUGUUUAUUUGGAUUCUAAUUCCAGUAAUAGAAAUUCUGUCGCCACUUCCUUUUCAACUACAAAUGCAUCUAAUAUCUUACCUAUUGCUUAUAUUCCAGGGGUAACUGUUCGACCUACUGUUAAUAAUACUAGAUCAAUUUAUUCUUAUGAUAGUGAAUCAUUAUUUUCCGAUUUAAAUACCAUUGAAAAUGCAUCGAUUAUAGGUGAUGUUAGAAGAAGUCAAUUUGAUAGUAGUACAACAUUAGCUCCUGGGUCUGGUGCCAGUGGUCCAAAUAGUAAUAAUAGUAGUAGUGAUGAAGUUAAUAGUGGUAGUUCCAGUGAUAAUAGUGGAACCAUGACUGCUAUUAAAGCUCAACCAAGAUUGGUUAAUGUCGAUAGAAUUGAAGAAGAAGAGGAGGAAGAAGUUACCGAUGAUGAAGAUGAUGAUGAAAGUUUGGAUAAUGAAGGUACGUUCCGAAGUGAUACUGAUGGAGAUUAUAAAAAACUUGGAGGUGAUUCAACUAUGAAUAAUUCUACCAGUAAUAUUAAUACUUCAACGUUAACUAAUUUUAUUAUUAAUGAAGAAGAUGAUGAUGAUGAAGAUUCUGAUGUUGAUUCUGAUAUUGGAGAAAUUACCAGAGCUACCAGUGUUAGAAAAAAGAAAAGAUCAAGUGGUACUGCCGCCACUAAUUCUACUUCUGGUAAUAAUAGUUCUAGUAAUGUUCAACCUGAUCGAGAAAUCUUAUUAGAUAUCGCUUCCCAACAUAAUACCAAUAGUUUAGCUAGUUCCCAAUUCCAACCUCCUCAUUCACUUCAACCACUUCAAACUUCAACUUCACCUCAUGGAUCAUUUGUCCUUGAUGUUGAAAUGGAUAAUAGGAAAGUAAGACCUCAAUCUGAUGAAAGUGGAGAACGAAGUCCAUUUGAAGAUCCAUCGGAGGAUUGA
Molecule: messenger RNA, 1938 nt
Organism: Scheffersomyces coipomensis
Lineage: Eukaryota; Fungi; Ascomycota; Pichiomycetes; Serinales; Debaryomycetaceae
Gene: OPY2
Product: Opy2p
Exons: 1
Coding region: 1-1938 (645 amino acids)
Source: RefSeq, a predicted model, not a curated record